This is a messenger RNA of Pan troglodytes (chimpanzee), 3956 nucleotides long. RefSeq names its product protein tyrosine phosphatase receptor type E (gene PTPRE). The record is from RefSeq and is a predicted model, not a curated record. Gene Ontology annotation, molecular function: protein tyrosine phosphatase activity. NCBI's taxonomy places the organism in Eukaryota, Metazoa, Chordata, Mammalia, Primates, Hominidae. Gene Ontology annotation, biological process: protein dephosphorylation. The coding region runs from base 212 to 2314 and encodes 700 amino acids. The transcript is spliced from 22 exons.
GGUCGACGACCUCACAGGGCUCCUGAGCACAGAUGCAAGCGCGGUGCCAAUUCUGAGAGCUCCCGGGACCAUCUGGGGAAGGCCGGGCAACCCACAGGAUGGGGAGGCAGAGCCAAGCCGGAUGGAGACCGCGCUGGACCUGACCUAAAUUCCUUCCAGGCAUGCAAACCUUUCCAGAAAGACUAUAGCCUUCACUUUCCCUCGGUCCACCAUGGAGCCCUUGUGUCCACUCCUGCUGGUGGGUUUUAGCUUGCCGCUCGCCAGGGCUUUCAGGGGCAACGAGACCACUGCCGACAGCAACGAGACCACCACGACCUCAGGCCCUCCGGACCCGGGCGCCUCCCAGCCGCUGCUGGCCUGGCUGCUACUGCCGCUGCUGCUCCUCCUCCUCGUGCUCCUUCUCGCCGCCUACUUCUUCAGGUUCAGGAAGCAGAGGAAAGCUGUGGUCAGCGCCAGCGACAAGAAGAUGCCCAACGGAAUCUUGGAGGAGCAAGAGCAGCAAAGGGUGAUGCUGCUCAGCAGGUCACCCUCAGGGCCCAAGAAGUAUUUUCCCAUCCCCGUGGAGCACCUGGAGGAGGAGAUCCGUAUCAGAUCCGCCGACGACUGCAAGCAGUUUCGGGAGGAGUUCAACUCAUUGCCAUCUGGACACAUACAAGGAACUUUUGAACUGGCAAAUAAAGAAGAAAACAGAGAAAAAAACAGAUAUCCCAACAUCCUUCCCAAUGACCAUUCUAGGGUGAUUCUGAGCCAAGUGGAUGGAAUUCCCUGUUCAGACUACAUCAAUGCUUCCUACAUAGAUGGUUACAAAGAGAAGAAUAAAUUCAUAGCAGCUCAAGGCCCCAAACAGGAAACGGUUAACGACUUCUGGAGAAUGGUCUGGGAGCAAAAGUCUGCGACCAUCGUCAUGUUAACAAACUUGAAAGAAAGGAAAGAGGAAAAGUGCCAUCAGUACUGGCCCGACCAAGGCUGCUGGACCUAUGGAAACAUCCGGGUGUGCGUGGAGGACUGCGUGGUUUUGGUCGACUACACCAUCCGGAAGUUCUGCAUACAGCCACAGCUCCCCGACGGCUGCAAAGCCCCCAGGCUGGUCUCACAGCUGCACUUCACCAGCUGGCCCGACUUCGGAGUGCCUUUUACCCCCAUUGGGAUGCUGAAGUUCCUCAAGAAAGUAAAGACGCUCAACCCCGUGCACGCUGGGCCCAUCGUGGUCCACUGUAGCGCGGGCGUGGGCCGGACGGGCACCUUCAUUGUGAUCGAUGCCAUGAUGGCCAUGAUGCACGCGGAGCAGAAGGUGGAUGUGUUUGAAUUUGUGUCUCGAAUCCGUAAUCAGCGCCCUCAGAUGGUUCAAACGGAUAUGCAGUACACGUUCAUCUACCAAGCCUUACUCGAGUACUACCUCUACGGGGACACAGAGCUGGAUGUGUCCUCCCUGGAGAAGCACCUGCAGACCAUGCGCGGCACCACCACCCACUUCGACAAGAUCGGGCUGGAGGAGGAGUUCAGGAAAUUGACAAAUGUCCGGAUCAUGAAGGAGAACAUGAGGACGGGCAACUUGCCGGCAAACAUGAAGAAGGCCAGGGUCAUCCAGAUCAUCCCGUAUGACUUCAACCGAGUGAUCCUUUCCAUGAAAAGGGGUCAAGAAUACACAGACUACAUCAACGCAUCCUUCAUAGAUGGCUACCGACAGAAGGACUAUUUCAUCGCCACCCAGGGGCCACUGGCACACACGGUUGAGGACUUCUGGAGGAUGAUCUGGGAAUGGAAAUCCCACACUAUCGUGAUGCUGACGGAGGUGCAGGAGAGAGAGCAGGAUAAAUGCUACCAGUAUUGGCCAACUGAGGGCUCAGUUACUCAUGGAGAAAUAACGAUUGAGAUAAAGAAUGAUACCCUUUCAGAAGCCAUCAGUAUACGAGACUUUCUGGUCACUCUCAAUCAGCCCCAGGCCCGCCAGGAGGAGCAGGUCCGAGUAGUGCGCCAGUUUCACUUCCACGGCUGGCCUGAGAUCGGGAUUCCCGCCGAGGGCAAAGGCAUGAUUGACCUCAUCGCAGCCGUGCAGAAGCAGCAGCAGCAGACAGGCAACCACCCCAUCACCGUGCACUGCAGUGCCGGAGCUGGGCGAACAGGUACAUUCAUAGCCCUCAGCAACAUUUUGGAGCGAGUAAAAGCCGAGGGACUUUUAGAUGUAUUUCAAGCUGUGAAGAGUUUACGACUUCAGAGACCACAUAUGGUGCAAACCCUGGAACAGUAUGAAUUCUGCUACAAAGUGGUACAAGAUUUUAUUGAUAUAUUUUCUGAUUAUGCUAAUUUCAAAUGAAGAUUCCUGCCUUAAAAUAUUUUUUAAUUUAAUGCUACAUAAAGGCCUUAUUCGACAUUUUCACUGAUAACUGAUCGCACCCUCGUGUUGCAGUGUUCGUCCCCUAUUCACUAACAGUGUGUGCAAAUGCAACCCCAGGACACAUUAUUGUUCUGACAGAUGCUCACAGGGAAUCAAGCUUCUCGCCCACUCCACGGCUCUGAGCCCCAUCCAAGGGCAAGACUUGGUGCCCAGCUGGAAGGACGAAAGCACACUUUGCGACCGCCAUCCUCACCAGCUGCAUGCCUGGGCUGCACACCGCUGAACGUGCUCCUCCCUCCUUCUCCCGCUGAACGUGCUCCUCCCUCCUUCUCCCGCUGAACGUGCUCCUCCCUCCUUCUCCCGCUGAACGUGCUCCUCCCUCCUUCUCUGUACAAUGAUUCAGCAUCUCGGUGGAAGAGGAAAAUGGAGCUUUUUGAGGCUCGUCAGGUCCCUUUUGUUUUCACCAUUAAAAUUCCAAACCCAAAGCCUUUGUUUGACUGAAGGAGAAGAGAGGGAAGCAAGCUUCUGUUCAGCACCUGAACCCUAGAAAAAGAGCCAGUUUGCUACGACGAAGGUGACGUUUCUCUGGUCAUUUAUUUGAGAGUUCGAAGUCAAAGUCGAGGGGCACAGGCUUUGGUUCAUGUCUAGGAGCCCUCUGUCAGAAUCCUUGAAGCCCUUUAAUGGUCUAACUGGCAUCUCUUGUAUCAAGAAGUACCUUUAAGGUAGACCUUUUCAGGGUGCCCUCAGGAAAGGGCCCUGCUCAUGUUUUUUUCCUGUCCCCUUAGACCAACCCCAGGUGUCCGCUGCAGGGGUUCUGCCUGUUCCCAAACUUUUUCCAUUCCAGGAACAAAGGAGAAGCCACUUUCCCCAGGACGCAGGACUCUCCCCUCCACUGUCUGGGGCAGCGUUCGCCCUUUAGCGGGGAGGUCAUUACAGCUUCAUGGCCUCUACCAAGGCCCCAGAUCACACGAUCUCCUGGGCCUUGGAGCACCUCACGCUGGGGGAAUCAAUCCCUGGGGGACUCAGAAUCUUCUCCGUGCAACCUGGAAAGUUCAUCUCGUUUCCUUCAGUCAAAGAAAGUCCAUUGUACAUAACAAAACAGCCCCCAAACAGCCCAGUGCCGACACCGUUGUUCCUUUCACAUUUUCCUUUGUUGCAUGCAGUUGGGUUCAAAUGCCAAAUAGUGAUUAGAAGACGACCAUUCUGAUCUGUGUGUGAUCUGGUCACUAUGUGACUGCCUUUACGGUUUCUCUCCAUGUGCUAUAUGAAUGAAGAAUGCAUACCAGUGUUUUAAAAGGUAUUUUUAUGUGUUUUUAAACACUUUUUUAAAUGAGCCUGACACCUGUGUUUCAGCAUUUGGAGACAUCCCCAUGUUAUUCUUUUAAGCGUAUAAUUACUGAUAUUUGUUUGUUUGUUUAACUAAGUUGUGUUUAAUUUAUGUGCAAUCUUUAUAAUGUAUGUAUGUUAUUACAGUUUCAACUAUCAUAUUUUCUUUGAUUACAUUUAUAAUUUGAUCUUGCUCUGAUUAUAAUGCCAGUGAAUGUUGCUGAACUCUUUGUAUAUGCAAAUUGCAAGAUUUAAACCAUUCUGAUGCGAGGAUAAACCUUUACUUUGACUACCA